CCCGGCUUGUGCUGCGGAGGUAGCAGGAGGGCGGGGGCGGUCAGAGCCCGGGUGCCCGCGGGACCCAACCCCCAGGUCCACCUAGGGUCCCGUUGUUGUGCGAAGCGCCACGUCUGAGCCCCGGGGACCGACCUGCGCUGUGACUGUCGCUGUGUGAUCUUGGCCAGGAUACCCACUCCCAAGCUCUCGUCCUGUCGGUGAACGCCGCCUGGUCCUGUGAGCACCUUCACGGCAGAAGCCCAGAGCUGCGCCUGCCCUUUCGGAAGGCCGGUCAGGGGUUGGGGUAGGCGCAUCCUAGCUUGCCCCAUCCCAAUUUGAGGUCUAUCGGCGCUGCCCUUCAGCGUGAGCCUGGGCCUCAGCAUCAGAAAUCUGGAUUGUUUCCCAGUUUUCUCAUCUGUGAAGUGCGGAGGAUGAGAGUAUCUACCUCAUAAGGCUGCUGUAUUCACAUUUCAACGAUGUUAGAGGACACAGGAUGGGCACCCCAGCCUCCGUGGUGAGCGAGCCGCUCCCUUGGCAAGCCCCGCCUGAGGCCCGGGGUCGCAAGCAGGCCUCAGCCAAUAUCUUCCAGGAUGCCGAGCUGCUGCAGAUCCAGAGUCUGUUUCAGCGCAGUGGGGACCAGCUGGCUGAGGAACGGGCACAGAUCAUCUGGGAGUGUGCAGGGGACCACCGCGUGGCAGAGGCCUUGAGGAGGCUGCGCAGAAAGAGGCCUCCAAGGCAGAAACCCCUGGGCCCCUCGCUACACCACUGCAGCCGGCUCAGAAUCCCAGAGCCUCGUGAUCCACUGGCCGACCCACAGAGCAGUGCCACACAGAUGGCUUCCAGCGAUCAGUACCUGAACACUAGGAGGACAAGUGCCAGGAUCCGCAGGAACUGGAGGAAGUCAGGCCCCACAAGCUACCUCCAUCAGAUCAGACACUGAUCCAGGGAAGGGGCUGGAAACGGCGGUAUCUUCCCCAGGAAUCAUAGGGACUUCUGCCAAAGGGCCCAGGAAGGUGAAGGAGGAAGAGAGACAAGGCAGACAGUCCCAUGCGCUGUUGCUGGUCUGUUCGAUUCGGAACAGAACUGGAGGCAUCCACUGAGCUCUACACUGUGUGGGACCCAUUCCUCACCAGGAGAAGAAACAGCAACCGUUCUUGCCUUGGCCCUUCCCCAGCUAACACUAUACUUGGGCUGCAUGACAUUCCCCUGGGAGUCAAGUGACAGGCACUCAGACUAAGCAUUUUACCACUCCUGCUACUAACCCUCCUGCUAUUAUGACCCAUGGUCCAGCAGCCUGUCGUACGCCCCUGCCUCCGUCAGGCCACACUAGGGAACUGUGGUUUAAGUGGCAAAAUAAAA
This is a messenger RNA of Molossus molossus (Pallas's mastiff bat), 1338 nucleotides long. It is a transcript of the gene AVPI1, whose product is annotated as arginine vasopressin induced 1. NCBI's taxonomy places the organism in Eukaryota, Metazoa, Chordata, Mammalia, Chiroptera, Molossidae. The transcript has 4 exons. The coding region runs from base 473 to 919 and encodes 148 amino acids. The record is from RefSeq and is a predicted model, not a curated record.